GACCAAACCCAGUUUCUCACAAUAGAUCUCCCAGGCUCGUACUACCCACACCGUUGCUGUAUGAAACACUCUCAGCCGUAUUUACUGGGCAACAUCUUCUCUAGGUACUCCACGUUAGACCGUCGCUGGGUUGCCCCCUCAGCAUCUUCAACAUCCACGUCAUUCGGGGCAGUAUGGACUACCAGAAGAUAGCGAGCGACGUUUACAAUCUCGCAGAGUCAGAUGAGCCUAUAGCUCCCCAAGUGAGAGAGGCCUUGCAGGUCAUCGAGCAGUGUCUGGACCAAUAUGGGCAAGAUCAUCUAUCCCUGAGUUUUAACGGCGGGAAGGAUUGCACCGUCCUACUCCAUCUGUAUGCUGCGGUUCUCACCAGAAAGGUUUCGUCCACGCAUAAGCCUAUAUCCGCAUUUUAUAUUCCAGUAUCAUCACCAUUCGCUACACUGGAGGAAUUUGUCAAGAUAGCUGCGCAAGACUACCUCCUUGAUAUUUUCACAUGCAACCUAUCAUCGGACAUUCAGUUGCCCGUGGAAAGUGUGACACCCGGUGUUUCGACCCCAACAUCGCUUAAGGGGAGCGACGGCUACAUAGGAGAUAGACUCCAGACUCGGCCUGUCGGAACGGCUAGAGGCGGUGAAGGGAUGCGGCGAGCCCUGGAGUUGUACAAACUUCGUUUCCCAGCCAUUCAAGCGAUUUUGGUAGGCACACGACGAACGGACCCUCAUGGAGCAACCCUAUCAUACAGAAAUAUGACGGACCCAGGAUGGCCCGCCUUCGAACGGGUAAACCCGAUCAUAAAUUGGGCAUACUCAGAUGUCUGGACAUUCUUAAGGAAACUCAAGAUUCCGUACUGCACGUUAUAUGAUGAAGGUUACACGUCUCUGGGAUCUACAUAUAACACAUUCCCAAAUCCAGCCCUACUUGUCACGGAUUCUGAUUCGUCCAACACUCUUCCUUCUUCACUCACAAUUGUGGCGAACAAUCCAAAUACCAUGUGUCUUGCUGAACCACUUCCACCGAAGUCGUUUAUGAACGGCUCGGCGGGCAGUCUCGGUUCUUUUACCAUCAUUGCCAAUAAUCCCGACCAGACAUGCUUUGCCGACCCUGUCUGUGAUUUGAGGGAGACAGAGCCACCUGGGAGCUCCAUCGAAUUAUUGGGACCUUUCCAGGUUCUGGCAAACGAUCCAAAUACUCAAUGCCAUGCCGAGGUUAAUGAGAAGAGUGCCAAUAGUGUCAGCCUCCCACCGCGGUAUCGUCCCGCGUAUGAGCUACAGGAUGGAUCUCUUGAACGCGCUGGGCGAGUUUCGGGUGCUAUUCCACCUGUGAUACCAGAGAUCUGAAUAUUGUAAUCUAAUACGGACGAUACAGCGCAUAGAAUAACAUCCAUAUGUUCAUUACAACUGUAUUUGACACGGUUCACUUGCCGCUCACGGUGUGGGAUUCAUGCACGUUAUACACCAUUCUCAGAGCCUGAAGUUGACCAGUUUCCAACCGUUAUUCGAAGGUGAAUUUACUUGGACAGCGAGAGACUACCAAGACGACGUACACAGAUCUAGACUGGGUAUUGAAUACUUGGUUUAUUUUAUUUUAUUCAUAUAGUAGUACGUGCUAAAUACUGUGGCGUUCUUUUCGCAAAUAUUGGAUACUUGGCUCUAUGAGAGAGACUCUGGAGCGCUCUGAACAGAUUCAGUUCCUCCUGAUUGACGGGCUCAAGCAUACACCGUUGUACACGCGCAAACACUGGGUGCUAAUACAUGGGCAUAUAUUUACAAUUCGAUCG
Messenger RNA from Suillus clintonianus, 1774 nucleotides. Its product is annotated as adenine nucleotide alpha hydrolases-like protein. Gene Ontology annotation, molecular function: FMN adenylyltransferase activity. Lineage: Eukaryota; Fungi; Basidiomycota; Agaricomycetes; Boletales; Suillaceae. The transcript is spliced from 5 exons. The record is from RefSeq and is a predicted model, not a curated record. Gene Ontology annotation, biological process: FAD biosynthetic process. The coding region runs from base 174 to 1334 and encodes 386 amino acids.